Naegleria gruberi is the source of this 1597-nucleotide messenger RNA. RefSeq names its product kelch motif family protein. NCBI's taxonomy places the organism in Eukaryota, Heterolobosea, Eutetramitea, Acrasida, Naegleriidae. The record is from RefSeq and is a predicted model, not a curated record. Gene Ontology annotation, molecular function: protein binding. The transcript has 2 exons. The coding region runs from base 209 to 1597 and encodes 462 amino acids.
ACAUCAUCACUAUCUGUGGUUGAAAACACACUCAUUGUAGUAGGCUUUUUGAUUGUUUCGCAAACAUUUCAAAGCCUUUUUUUGCUAAUAGUAGUAUAAACAACAAAAAGAACAAUAACAUCACAACGGAGGAAUUUUUGAUAGUACAUAUAUAAAUAUUUAAUAUUUAAUUAUUAUUAUUUAAUAAUCGAGAGAGAAUAUAUUCAAAAUGGUUAGAAGUGAUUUGAAAGUAAAGUGGAAAUUGAGAAAUUCCGGACAAGUAACAAUAAGAGCAGGACAUUGUGCUGCCAAUAUUCCUGGAACUCCACUUAUGUAUGUCUUUGGAGGAAGUAAUAAUCACUUAGGUGAUCACAUACCUUCAAAGGAAUUUGAUGUCUACAAUUGCAAUACAAACUCUUGGAGAAGAGCAGGUAUUCAUUCCGAUGUACCUGAAGAGGAUGCUAAAAUUCCAAGACCAAAACCAGUAGUUGGAUCUUCACUUGUUGGUGUUGAGAGAGGACAAAUGAUUGGAGAAUUAAGUUAUGCCACUAGUACUAUUGCAGAAAAUCAAGAACCACACUCUGCUCUUAUAUUGUAUGCUGGUUGGAGUAGUGAUUCAUUGAUAAAUGAUCUUUGGAAAUUUAAUUGCAAAACAGAAAAGUGGAUUAAUCUUACAGAUAAGCAAAAAGGAUCUAUUCCAUCACUUCGUUCAAAUCAUAGUGCUGUUGUUAUUGAUAAUCAAAUGCUUGUUUUUGGAGGAAUAGGAGAAGAAUUAGAAGAUUUAAAGCAAGAUAUGUACAUUUUGGAUUUACAGACAUUGCAUUGGAGGAAAGUUGCUCUUGAAGAAAGUGACGAAAGACCACCAGCAAGUAGAUCACAUGCUUGUUGUGUACAUAGAAAGAGUAUGAUUUUAUUUGGUGGAGGUACUGAUAAGGUGUGCUUUAAUCACUUGUAUAGAUUUGAUCUCGAAGUGGAAAGAUGGACUAAAAUCAAACCAAAUAAGAGUGAAGAAUUGAAAGAAGCUGAACGUGAUCCAACAAAACCAAUUCCUUCCAACUUGGUGUUAAUAGAACCUGAGCCAAGAAUGUUCCCUAAUGCAGUUAUAUAUGACACUGAUAGAAUGUUUUUAUUUGGAGGUAGAAAUGGUAAACAAAAGAUUAAUGAAGUGUGGCAAUUUGACUUUUUGAAUAAUCAAUGGAAUUUAAUGCAGGUUGGUGACUAUUCUGAGGAUGAUAAUAGCACUCUUGUACUAAAUGAUGAUGAUAUGGCUGGUGUUGAAGAAACUAAUGAACCAUCCUUCCCUCCAGUUCAAGCACAACAUGCUAUGCAAAAUGAUGACAUGACAGAUGCUUCUCCAUUACCAUCCCCUCUUACUCCAUUCUUAAAGAAACAUCCAAUCAAGCCAACUCCUAGAACAGGUGGAAAUAUGACAGUUGUUACAACUGGUAAAACAAUUGGACCAAAGUUUGACAAGAUUCUUGUCUUUGGAGGUAAUGAUACCAAAGGAAAAUUGAACGAAGUUUGGGAAUUAAUUGUCAAUCAAAGAACAUAUACUAAGAAUCUCGAAAAGUUGGUUAAUUCAUCACUUUUUUCAGAUAUCGACGUAAAGUUAUUGUAA